AAGACAGAACCACGUAGAUAUAUAAUGUGUUUGUUAUAAUCUCAAAUCUCAGGCUCUUUUUCUGUGUUGUGUGUGUUUGGUUUGUUUGUUUGAGUGUGAAGAAUGUCGAGCAAAAAGAGCAGCAGGGUAGGGGUACACUCAAAACUGACUGUAGUUUCCAGCAAACCUUUCGGGCCGGGAAACACGCAUCCUUUAUCUGCGCUGGAUCAUGCCCUGGCGCUCCACACCCUCCACGUCAUCUUUUACUACGAGGAUAACCUGUUCCAGUCCUUCGACUUGAACCCCUUGAGGGAGUCUUUGUCAGAGGUUCUUUCCCUCUACCCGUCGGUUACUGGUCGGUUGAGCCGAGCAGACAACGGUAACUGGGAAGUGAAGUGUAAUGAUGCCGGAGUCCGAAUCUUCCGGGCCAAAGUUGGGGUCAGCCUCCAUGAGUGGCUGAGCUCUGCUGAUGAGUCAGAGGAGAGGGAUCUGACCGUGUGGGACGACAUGCCCCAAGAUCCUACUAUAUGGUCAUCUUUCCGACUACAGAUAAACGAGUUUGAAGGAGGGGGAGUAGCAAUCGGAUUAAGUUGUCCACACAUGCUUGCAGACCCAACCUCUGCAACUUUACUCUUCAAGUCAUGGGCCGAGACUUCACGAAGGGAACCCAUCGAGCAUCCACCUUUCUUCAACUCCAUGGCACUGCAUGGCCGUCCAGUUCCCAACGUAAACACAAAAUCAGCCGAAUAUUAUGCAGCCAAGUCCAAAGCACAGGCUUCCUCGCUCAAAAUGGCCUCAGCCACCUUCAAAUUUCCCACUUCAGUCAUCAAACAAUGCCUCUCCGGAGUCCAUCAAGAUUGCCCCGAUGCCACUCCUUUCGAUUUUCUAGCCGCAUUCUUUUGGACACGUGUCACACGUGUGAAGGGCCCCAAAAAUGGCUCUGCACACUCUCUCUCAAUCUGUACGGACUUUAGGAGGCUAUUGAAAGGUUCACUCCCAUUUGGGUAUUUUGGCAAUGCGUUGCACUUCUCAAUGUUGUCACUGGAGGGAGGAGAGAUGGGCCAGGGAGAGUUGGGACAUGUUGUGCAGUCAGUGCACAGCCAUAUUUUGGGUAUGAAGGAGGAAGAGGUUUGGUCAGUAAUAGAUUGGCUUGAAGCACAAAAGGUAGAGGGAGGGAAAUUUGCACCACCCUUUAGGAUGUUUGGCCCUGAGCUGACGUGCAUUAGCUUCGAACAUAUGAUCGUCCCUAGCACGAUGGCAGAAGGUUCUGCUAGAUCAUCGUCGAUACAUGCAAUGUUCAACAAGGAUAGAAAGCCGGUUCACGCCUCAUAUCAUGUCGGAAAUGUGGAGGGAGAAGGAUUGAUUGUGGUAACACCUUCAACUGAAGAAGGGUUUACUAGGACUGUGACGGUGACUUUGCCUGAGAAGGAACUGGCAGAGCUAUGUGAGGACCAAUCUAUCCUGCGACUGGAACCAACAAUGCUACUAUGUGGUAAAAGAUAGUUGCUUUUUGUUUUGAUGGUUUUCAUUGUACAAUAUUGGAGUUCUAAUGAGUGUUGAUUUGCAAAUGGUUUGCCCAAUAAUAAAAUUUAUUCCACAA
This is a messenger RNA of Juglans regia (Persian walnut), 1579 nucleotides long. RefSeq names its product rosmarinate synthase-like. The transcript is spliced from 2 exons. Lineage: Eukaryota; Viridiplantae; Streptophyta; Magnoliopsida; Fagales; Juglandaceae. The record is from RefSeq and is a predicted model, not a curated record. The coding region runs from base 103 to 1482 and encodes 459 amino acids. Gene Ontology annotation, molecular function: acyltransferase activity, transferring groups other than amino-acyl groups.